Messenger RNA from Drosophila kikkawai, 5670 nucleotides. RefSeq names its product sidestep V (gene side-V). The record is from RefSeq and is a predicted model, not a curated record. NCBI's taxonomy places the organism in Eukaryota, Metazoa, Arthropoda, Insecta, Diptera, Drosophilidae. Gene Ontology annotation, molecular function: protein binding.
UAAUGUUGCCGGGAAUUUCGAACGCUGUGGUUGUCGGAAAAGCGGGCGCGCGUGUCGAGUUGCUUUCACAAUAAAUAAAAUUGUUCGUUCGGUGCGUGUGGCGUGCGCCGUUGUUUAAGUGGAAAAAUAAGCAAAGAUCCCAUAAAUAUCCCAAAAAAAAAAUUCCAAAAAAUAUAUUUAAACAAAAAAGUGAUGAAAGCAGAGAAAGAUAAAGUUAUGAGAUAGAUCCUUCGUUCGUUCGUGCUUCGUUCAGUCGUCGCGAGUUGAGGCCACUUCGUGUGAGAAACUCUAAACGAAAAAUUAAGCUUUUAUGACAGCCUAAAAAAAAUCUAGAAAAAUUAUAACCAAAAUUCUAGAUAAAAUUUACAAAGUCAAGAAAUUCAAAAAAUUUAAUCACUCUGUGAAAUGUUGCUGCUGCAACGGCCACAGUUCUUUGUGGCUCAGUGUUGUCCCUGUGUUGUUGCCCAUAAAAUAAGCCACUGACUCCGAGCCCAGGAUGCGGAAUGAUGCCCCACGGAUUACACAAAAGGAUUAAAUAACAAAUGGCAAAUGUCAGCGGCAGCAGCAGCAAUCCAGGACUGGUGAUGGAGAAAUCAAAGUGAAUAGAGAGCCAGGGAAAAUCAAGUGGAAAAGAUGAGAAUUAAAAUGCAAGCAGCUGCUGGAAAAAGCGAGAAAAUCACGAAACUGCAGCCAGAACCAAGGGGCAACAACUUAUGAAAACGACUCAAAAAAGGAAAGCGGAAAAAUCGAAAACGAAUCAAGCCAAACGGAAAAACAACGAACCAAGGAGGAAAAUUAAAGAGCAACAAUUACCAGGGAAAACUCGCACAACUAAGAGAGAGGAAUAAAGGUAGUUCGGAGAAAGUCAAGGAGGAGUCCAGCCCAAAAUGGAUACACUUUCCGCUGCGGUUCUUAACCGCUGCCAGCUGGCAACGGCCUUCCUUCUAGUCCUAACCGCAGCACUCUCCACGACGAUGGUCCAAGCCGAACAGCACCCGGCCACGGCCGACGAAGGACCCUUAUCAGAGGUUCUCACUGCUGUGGGAUCGGAGGUGGCUCUGCCCUGUGAUCUUUUGCCGGGCACACAGAUUGCCGAUAAAGUGCAACUGGUCAUUUGGUAUCGGGAGGGAAGCGUAAAGCCCAUCUACACUUUCGAUGCCAGGAAUCGCCCUCUGACCCAGGCCGUUCCCUGGGCAGAUGAGAGUGUCUUCAACAAGAAGGCUCACUUCCACUACGAUGGCACACCGCCUGCCCUGAGGAUCAAGAAUAUUCAGACCAACGAUGCGGGUCUUUACAAGUGUCGUGUGGAUUUCCACAAGUCACCAACUCGUAAUUGGCGCAUCAAUGUGACAGUGCUGGUUCCCCCCACCAAGCUAAUCAUCAUGGACCAUCAUGGUGCCGAGAUACGUGACCAGACCGCAGGACCCUAUUUAGAGGGCGACAGCAUUGACCUGACCUGCCUGUCCAGCGGCGGAGUGCCACCGCCAAGGGUUUCCUGGUGGCGUGAGCAUGCCCUGAUCGACGACUCCUUCCAGGUCCUGCCCGAUGGCUCCGUUCGCAAUAUCCUGCGACUGAAAAACAUCCAGCGGAAGGAUCUCCUAACGAUGUACACCUGCCAGGCCACCAAUGGCCAUGUGGUUCCGGCUCUGACCAAGAAAGUUAUCCUCGACAUGAAUCUUCCCCCUCUCAGUCUGCUCCUGCAAGGACUGAAUCACGCUGUAGUGGCAGGAACAAGGACUCAUGUGACCUGCACCGCCAUAGGAGCUCGUCCGCCGCCCAUCAUAAUGUGGUCGAAGGCAGGACAGCCCGUGAAAGGGGCCACAGCAUCCACAUCUUCCGAUGGCAAUACAACCAUAUCGGAGCUAAUGCUAAUACCCGUGCCCGAGGAUAACGAAAGGCAGGUGGUCUGCUCCAUUUCCCUGAAUGCUGGCAUUACUUCCCAGCAGCUCCACGAGGGUCACACCACGGUGAUGACCACCAUGGGCAAUGGACACACUGGACUGCAUCUCAAGGACUCUCGAGUGCUGAAUGUGACACAUGCACCCAUUGUCAACCUGAAUCUGGGAGCUCCCCUCGAUCCGAAUAAUCUGCUCAAGGGCUCCGAUGUCUACCUGGAGUGCGAUGUGAAGGCCAAUCCGGGAAUAACUCGCGUAGAGUGGUACCACAGUGACAAGCAGCUGCAUUCCUCCCGCGGCAUCAUCAUCUCCAACCAGACGCUCGUCCUGCAGGGAAUUUCGAAAUCCUCGCACGGCCAGUACUUCUGCAGGGCCACCAACCUGCAGGGCAGUGUGUCCAGCAACGAAGUCUACUUGGAUGUGAAGUAUCCUCCCGUUUGCAAGUCGGAAUCGACGAUUAUACGUGCCGCGCUCAAGCAGACAAUCAACAUCACCUGCGAGGUGGACGCCAAUCCACUCGAUAAUCUAAAUUACAAGUGGCACUUCAACAACUCACUGGAGAGCCUCAUCGAGCUGCCCCAACUGGGAGCUGUUCCGAUGAUGCUGGCCUCCGGUCUGGACUCGACUCCGAACGGAUAUUAUCAGCGGAGCAAGCGGAAGCACUCGCACGGAAUGCAGCAGCGCCUGCUUCACGGACGACACGGACGCAUGGCGGCCGUGAGGUUCGAGGACGAGGACGAGUACUAUGGCGAGGAGGAGGAGGCGGAGAACGAGGAGGAGCUGCCCUACACCCAAAUGGUCUACUCCAAUAUGGUGCACAAGAACCACGUGGAGAUCAACAAGCAGUUGCAACGGAAACAGCCGUCCCAGCAACAGAACCAACAGCAUCUCCAGUCCGGUGGCUCCAUCUCGGACACGCAUCACCCAUCCUCCUCCCUGUCCUCCGCCGCUAUCCAGCUGGCGGAGCGCAAGAGACUCUCGGCCCUGCACAAGCAGCAGCAUCAUCGUGGCGGAGUGGUCACGCCCCCGACCACCACCGCCGCUCCGCCGCUGAACAACGUGUACAGCUAUCACGUGGAUAGCUACGAGUCCUUCGGCGCCAUUUCCUGCGUGGCCAGCAGUCCGAUGGGCCACAGCCAGCCCUGCUGGUAUCACAUCCAGCCGGCAGAUCUACCCGAACCCGUUAAGAACUGCUCGGCCUUUAAUGCCACAGCCAAUUCCCUGCAGAUUCAGUGCAUUCCCGGCUACGAUGGCGGCAUUCCCCAGCACUUCCAUGCCCAGAUUUACGACGAACUGAACCGUCAGAUACUGUACAACGCGUCCUACAAGUAUCCGGAGUUUACGGUCAAGCGUCUGCCCAGCGAUUCGGUGUUCGUCAUCCGGAUAACAGCGGUGAAUGCCCAGGGAGCCAGCAAAGUGGCAUAUCGCCUGCGAGGACGUACGCUGUCGGCGCCUCUACUGCGGACAGCCUCAUCGACGGCGGUGCUGGUGCAGCUGACACCCCUGCUGGGCGCUCUGGUCGGUGUGAUUGCCACACUCAUCCUGGUGGCCAUUUGCGUGGUGAUCUUUAUCAAAUUCCGCAGCAAACGGGGCGGCGGCGGGCGUAGGCACGGUAAUGGAGGCGAGGCCACCACCACCGAGGCGGACAAGGGCAGUGCGGAGCCCCUCUCCCGCAACAUGGGCAGCCACUCCAGUUUGGAGGACAAAAAUCCGGAUGUGGUGCCCCAGGAGGCCAACAGCGAGGACGAGUUCCAUCAGGAGGAGAAGGCCUUCGACCGAUUGAAUAUGGAAUCGCAACGGAUUUUGUACACCCCGCCGACGCGCAUUAAUACCGCCUCCCCGCCGCCGCCCUCGCUCUCGCCUACCUUUGGCAAACAGUACGGUGAACUAUCGCUAACCACGAACCCUGCCUUCAGCCUGUAUAACACGCCCCAGCGCGCUCCUGCCGUUCAGCGACCUGUUUACACCGCUCCGCCGCCCCUGCUGUCCACGCGGACGCCCCCCAACAUCUACACCCGCAUCCCGGGCAGAGGUGGUGCCGGCAGCGGUGCAACGGUGACCUCGGCAGGAGCCACCGGCUAUCACCUGCCGGCGUACGAGACCAGGACCUCGCCCACCUCCCCCUAUGGAUCCACCACGACCUGCACCAUGCCCCUGCUGGGUGGCCAAUCCAACGGAUCGCUACAGACCAAUGGGAGCAGUGGUGGCAAUGGUCUCGUGGUCGGUGGGGCGUGUAAUACCUUGCCCCAUCCUGGCAGCCUGCAUGGACUCCAUGGAGGCGGUGGCAUUUCGGCGGCGCUGACCAGCUCGGUGACCAGUGGCAACAUCACCAUCGGAGCGGCCCAGUCGCUGCUGACCUCGCCGCGGUCCCAGACCGCCACGUACAGCACCACGCUGGGGGGAAUGGGCGCCGUGGGGGUGCAGUCGCCGCUGCUGAUGAGCGGCGGUGGCCUUGGGAACUACGAGACGGUGAGCUCCUGAGAGUUAGCCAAAGAGGACGUCAAGUGUCAGAUCGUGUGCAUCGGGGGGAGCAGUACGUGCACCACCACCACUCUGGGCGCCGAGCGCACCACCAUUGUCUAAGUAACACAUACUUAAUCCCCCAAAGGAACUGUCCCAGAGGUAACUGAAUCCCAAAAUCUGUAUUAUAGUAGGUAAGCUGCAUCGACAAGACUUCCACAAAGCAAGCAAAACAAAAGCAGCAGCUGGAGAAACUAAACUAGAACUCUUAAUCGUGUAUAGUUAAAGCCCAGAAUGUAAGGGACAUAGCAUUGUUUUCGAACCCACAAGGAGAAAGGCAUUUAUUUAGUUUAAACAACUCGAGAAUCUGUCUUUGUGCGCUAAAAAAACAGAAACCAGAAACAUAAUGAGCUAUGCUUGUGAAAUUAACAGAAAACUAGUACUAAUCGCAACUAGUUAAGCUAUAUAGAUGUGUAUAUAUGUAACCUACUUUAGGAUCAGGUCUGCUAAUACUUAAACUAGUUGUAGCCUAAACUAAAUUGAACUUAGUUAGUCACAUUGCGAAUCUACGAAAAGACUAUCCCUAUGAUAAAAUUACAGAAUUUAAUGGCAUAUCUCUAUAAAGCAUAUAGCACAACCACACACACAACACGACAUCUGAAAUAGGCGCAAACUACAUAUAUAUAUAUAUAUAUUAUAAACGAUACGAUACAAUACGAUAUAUGGAUAUGGCGUGUAUGUGUGCAUCGAAUCAACUUUGUUAAAUGUGGAAUGAAAUUUUAUAAGCAUCUGUUGUCGACAACUACUUUUUCAGCUCUAUAUAGUACGAAUAUAAAUAUAUAUAUAAAUGAUCUGUAUGUAUCCAAGAUUAAAGUGCGCAAAACCAACAACCUGCCCCCAAGAAGAACCCCCUUUCCAAUUCAAUUUCAUCGAACUUACAACCCGUUUUACACCUACUUCCCACCAUCAACGAACCCAACAUGCAAAGUGCUUCUUCAAUGACAAAAUCAAAUUCAAAUUGUGACUCGAAUUAUAAAUUGGAAAAACAAAACGAAAACAAAUAAAAAUACAAAAAAAGAAACGAAACUAAGAACUUGAGAAUGAAAUUUAAUUUUAGGGAAAUUUGACUCUUUAAGUAUGUUUAAAUAUAUAAAUAUAUAUUUUCUUAAUUAACCCCUUGAUUAUAUUUAUUUCUUGUGUUUCGAAAAUUAAGUACUUUACGUUCAGUCUCCAUUUUUAAUGUACAAUUAAACUUAAUAUUUGCGAAUGAGCAAAACAAAGUGAAAAUAAGUGAACAAAAAAAUAAAGAACAAAA